AGCUCUGCUGUUAUCCGAUGUGCGUGGUCCCGAUACACAGUCCGUUUGGACAGGGGGCGAGAUGGCGGCUGAAAUGGAAUCAGUUGUAUGGAAAUUCAUUUGGACGGUCAUUUAUGUGACAGCAUUAGCAGCAUAUUCUGGAAGAGGGACCACGGCGCAAAAGCCAUUUGCCUUUGCCAGUUACUAUGGUAACCACAUGGUUCUUCAAAAGGCUCCCCAAAGGACAACUAUAUGGGGCUAUGCUGCAAAGGAAGGGGAGACAAUCACAUUGAGCAUUAGCGGUAAGGGUCAGGUGACUACAACGUCCUUUAUAGGACCUAUGGUAUCAAUGCCUGUGUGGUCAGUUCAACUUCCUGCCAUUGAUGCCGGGGGCCCUUACAACAUCACAGCGACAUCUAGCGAGGGCAGCAUCAACCUAACAGAUGUGUUGUUUGGGGAUGUCUGGAUAUGUUCAGGUCAGAGCAACAUGCAGUUUACAGUCUCCAUGGGUCUUAAUGCCUCGGAAGAAGAGUUAGAUGCAGCUAACCAUCCCAACAUCCGGGUAUUUACAGUUGCCCUGGGAGGGUCUCCUUUUGAUGAAUAUGAUCUGUUGGGUAUCAGUGAACCCUGGUCUGUUCCUAGUGCAGACAGCAUUGGUGGCUCCCCUUGGUCGUACUUUUCGGCAGUCUGUUGGUUAUAUGGCAAGUACCUGUCGUCGCAUCUCAAAUACCCCAUCGGCCUCAUAGCAUCAUCAUACGGAGGAACCCGAGUGGAGGCGUGGUCAGCUCCCAGUGUUCUCAAGAAAUGUGAUAUAACCGAUGUAGCCGACGUAAACGAUGCUACAGAUGUUUCUGGUGUUGAUCCAAAUGCUGCUUCUGUUUUGUGGAACGCCAUGAUACGACCGUUCCUGAACAUGACCAUAUAUGGAGCCAUAUGGUAUCAAGGCGAGUCCAAUGCGACACCACCCACAACAAUGAACCAGUACAACUGUACGUUCCCCGCCAUGAUUGAUGACUGGAGAGACAGGUUCCAUGACGGCUCCCUUGGUCAAACCGAUCCACUGUUCCCGUUUGGAUUUGUACAGCUUGCUCCAUGGAGAAACACUGACGUCAUUACAACAGGUUUCACAGACAUUCGGUGGCACCAGACAGCUGACUACGGCUUCGUCCCUAACGCACGGAUGAAGAACACCUUCAUGGCAGUGGCCAUGGACCUGCCGGAUUUCUCGUCUCCUUGGCAAAGUAUCCAUCCCCGGGACAAGCAGGAUGUGUCUAUGCGUCUGUGUACAGCUGGACUUGCUGUGGCCUACAACCAAACUCAAUACUCCACCCUCAGUGGUCCCUACCCUUCUAGUUUUACUAUCUUGGCGCAGGAAGAAUCCGUACAGAUAACAUAUGACAAGGUUCUGGAAAUUAGAUCGAAAUCAGGCUUUGAGGUGACAUGUGUCCCCGCCAACAGUUCAUCAGGACCACAUGACAAUUCAGUGUGGUUCCCCUUGCCUAUGACGUCACAUGAUAACACAUCAGUUACCCUUAACUACAGCCAACUAUGUCUUCGGUCUAGAGACAUGGUGGUGUCUGCCAUACGUUAUGCCUGGCGAGAGUCGCCGUGUCCCUUUAAACAGUGUGCGGUCUACAACAAGGAUAGUGGCUACCCUGGGCCACCAUUCAUUCGAUUUGUUAGGCAAUAAGAUGAGAAGUAUUAAAAUUCUGAAAUAAAACGGAUACAAAAUA
Haliotis rubra (blacklip abalone) is the source of this 1712-nucleotide messenger RNA. RefSeq names its product sialate O-acetylesterase-like. The transcript is spliced from 9 exons. Bases 62 to 1669 code for a protein of 535 amino acids. Gene Ontology annotation, molecular function: sialate O-acetylesterase activity. Gene Ontology annotation, biological process: carbohydrate metabolic process. NCBI's taxonomy places the organism in Eukaryota, Metazoa, Mollusca, Gastropoda, Lepetellida, Haliotidae. The record is from RefSeq and is a predicted model, not a curated record.